This is a messenger RNA of Paramormyrops kingsleyae, 3981 nucleotides long. It is a transcript of the gene b3gnt2b, whose product is annotated as UDP-GlcNAc:betaGal beta-1,3-N-acetylglucosaminyltransferase 2b. The record is from RefSeq and is a predicted model, not a curated record. Gene Ontology annotation, cellular component: Golgi membrane. Gene Ontology annotation, biological process: protein O-linked glycosylation; poly-N-acetyllactosamine biosynthetic process. Gene Ontology annotation, molecular function: UDP-glycosyltransferase activity; hexosyltransferase activity. NCBI's taxonomy places the organism in Eukaryota, Metazoa, Chordata, Actinopteri, Osteoglossiformes, Mormyridae.
UGGUCAUGUUCAACGGACAGUUUAGCUUUAGAUGCGCCAAAAUGGUAUUAUAGGGCGUACAAUUACAAUCUUAUAAUGCUCUAAUCCUUUUUAACUUGCAAUUCAUACUUCGGGAAUGAGAGUCCCUCAAUACACGCCUUCUUCAGGCAGGAAAGCAAAUUAACAUUUAACUGAAUUACUCAUGGAUCGCAGUUUAUGGCACUACACGUUCUGUGCUGAUUGUCUUUGAUGCUUCGUUUAUGUUUAAUCUUAAGUACAGACCGUUAGGUCCCUAUCAAAGAAUCCUUAUAGGACAGGAUAGCAUUACGAAACGAUAAAACUCCAUGGGCAGUAUAACUGAAAAAGACACAGAUACCCGCCCUUCCAAAAACUAAAAUUUAGGCUCACGUCAUACUUAGGAGGGGCGUUUUCCGCGGCGCACGGCGAACGGAGCAGAGCGGCGUAAGACGGUGUCGCCUUGGCUGUUUUCAAGCGGAAUAAUUGACCGAAACUCUCAAGGUUGCUGUUGGCCCCCCAGGCGAAUAGGAUGGGGUAAAGUCCUUGUGGAACGGAACUGGGAGGUCUGCUAUUACAGCAUUGGUGACCUGUGCCGUAUUUACAGCCAGUAGGUCGUGCAAGGGGACGCCAUGCAGUGCUGCACGCUGAGGCUCUUGGGUCUGAUGCUGAUGGUAAACGUGUUAAUCUUCGUCAUGGUCAGCGUGUCGCGGAACAGCGGCCAAGACAAGAAACAUCCCGCCAAGCUGCUCGUGCCCAGCGAGAAGUUCUGGGGGCCAGCCGUGCCCAGUGGAGCCUACUGGAACCAGGAGCAACGGAAGCUGGAUGACUCCCACAACCCCAUCCUGCUGGUGGAUAAUUCUUCCGGCAACACUCUGCACGACUCCGUCAACAACACCGCCUCCUUAGCACCAUGUGCCCCAGACUUAAGUGUAGCUACCAAGAUAAAAGACUACAACUCCCUACCGCAACGCUUCAAGGACUUCUUGAUGUACAUGAAAUGUAGGUUGUACCCCAUGGUAGUGGAUCAGCCACAUAUAUGCAAAGAUAAGCCUUUCUUGUUGCUGGCAAUCAAGUCCCUGGCACCACACUUUGACCGGCGACAGGCAAUCAGGGAAUCCUGGGGGCGAGCAGGCCAAAUGGCCAACUAUACAGUUGCCACGGUGUUUCUCCUGGGUAAUGCCACAGAGGUGGACUACUUCCCUCAACUCUCAGACAUGCUGAUGUAUGAGAGUUCCCGGCACAAGGACCUCCUGAUUUGGGACUACCGGGACUCUUUCUUUAACCUGACCGUCAAGGAGGUGCUCUUUCUGGACUGGUUCGGACGGCGCUGCCCCGAGGCGAGAUUCGUCUUCAAGGGGGACGACGAUGUCUUCGUCAACACCCCUCGCGUCCUUAACUUCCUCAACACCCUGACUCCGGCCAGAGCCAAAGACCUGUUUGUUGGCGACGUGAUUAUGAAUGCUGGGCCACAUCGAGACAAGAGGGUCAAGUACUACAUCCCCGAGAGCAUGUUUGUUGGGUCGUAUCCACCAUAUGCCGGGGGUGGGGGCUUCCUCUACUCGGGGGACCUGGCGCUACGCCUACGUAACAUUUCCCGCUUGGUAUCCCUUUACCCCAUCGAUGAUGUUUACACGGGCAUGUGCCUACGUAAGCUGGGCCUGUCUCCUGUGAAGCACCAGGGCUUUAAGACCUUCGACAUUCAGGAGAAGUACCGAGAAAACCCCUGUGCCUACCGAAGCCUGAUGCUGGUGCAUAGCCGGACUCCACAACAGAUGAUCCGGAUCUGGAAGUGGCUUAGAGACCCAAAGCUGACCUGUCAGUGAAUAUCAGCUUAUCACCAUGUUGCCUGUUUUUGUUUAGUCUAUGAGUGUUUGGCGUAUAUUGGCAGCUUUUAUCAUGAUGAUCAUCAUCACAAUGGUAGUUCUCGUAAUAAUAUAUUAAUUAUGGAUAUAACAAUAAUUAGCACUUAAAUAUUAUUAUUUAUUAGGACAGCUGUGGUCCUUUCCAUUGUAAGCUGCGCUAAAAGUGACCUUAAUCUUCUUCUAGAGUUUAAUCCUACUGUAUGAUCCACGUGAAAACUUCAAAACGGGUCUUUUGAAGUGUUAUUACUUGACUUUUAAAGAACUUAUAAAAGAACAGAGAUUUUUUAGUAUGUGGGUCAUAUAUUGACUUGGGAUUUCCAUACAGAAUGGAUUAGCUUUGGAACAUGUAAACCCCCCACCCCCCCACUGGUGCCUUGUCUGACGCAGGUCACUCCAUGGUUUCUGAAUGAUUGAUUUCACCCCAGGAACAGGAACUACCCCCAUCUUACUUGCUGAAAGUUUCAGUGUAUAGUUUCCCCCAAUCCUGUCCUGAAAAAAACCCUCAGGGUAUUUCUCUUUUGUUUUUCCUAUCUGACCAUUAAAAUAGUUCACAUCUAAGCCGUUUUUCCCCCACGUUUUUAUUCAGUGCCUGUUUUAAUGUAACACUGGUUUUCGCCUGGACCCCUUUUGAGCUGUGGAGAUGCUCUGGACCUCUUUCACUGCUGGAUGUUUAACAGAACAUCAGUAUUAACCAUCUGUCUCCACAUUGCCAAGUUACACUGCGGAUGGAGAUGCCAUUUAAAAUCCAUUUGGAAUGAGAGUGAAUUAAAUACUCAUUAGGCUGUGCGGCCUACAUGAAUACAGGAACUGCAGGGCUGCCGUUUUAGAAAAUUUUCUGGCUUCCAAUUAAAAAGUAGUGUAUUUGAGGUAAUUGGCUUAUGAAUGUAUCUCUGUAUACUGUAUACAUUUUCUGUUUCAGAUUCCAUAAAUGGAAUGCUGCUUUAGCAUGCUGUGCUGUUUUAGGAAAAUAUCAAUGUAAAUUGUGUGCGCAUGCAUGAUUGUAUGCAUGGGUGCCUCAGCAGUUUUCAUUGCACCGUGUGACUACUACUCCUGCUGUUUGCUCAAGAGUUGAAAGGUGAUUGGAUCUGCACUUGGGGGAAAAGGUUGGGAUUGGCCAAAACCUGCUGGACAGGUCCAAAGUCAAUUUAGUAAUGGACUUAGUAACAUUGUAGCAUCUGCUGGAGGAAAAAAAUUGAUUUUGUGAUUUUGUGUUAGUCACUACAUUUUUUUUGCACAGAGUAAAAUUAAUUCUGUUCUGUAAUAAGUUCUGUCUGGCUAACCGUCCAUCUGUGAUGUUCUUUGUUGUUGCUGGACCAAUGAGUAAUUAGUUAAGCCUGAAUUGCAGUUGUGGGGUUAUGAAUAAGAGAUUCCCAGAGACCUUAGUUAUAAUCACGUUGCUGUAUUAUUAUUGUUUUGUUAUUUAUCCUCUCUGUUUUGGAUUUUGUUUUUACAUGAAAAGGAGUAUGGCCUUAUUUCCUACCUGCUCUUUGUCAUGAACCUUCAUUGUACUUGGGCUUCUCAACUUUCUACCCAGAAUUCUUCUUGCGAUGAGCACAUUAGUUUCUGCACUUAUAGUAUUCCUCCACCAUUUCCACUCUGACUUAUGAAAACAUUCCUUUACAAAGUGCCUGCUGUUUGUGUGACUGUUUACACUUGGUUUUAAAAUGUGCCUUUGGACGAUCGGGUCACAAAUAGACAGCUGCGACACAUCGAUGUUUACACGUGGGUCUAUCAUACCUCUCCAAGGUGUCCAGGGGACCACUUGUUUUCAGACUCCAUCACUGUCUAUGUCACUUCCGCAAGAAGGUCAACGUGUGACGUCUUUCUCGAGGAUGAAUCAGGACACAUUAGGCUUUACACUACAAAAAAUGUGGUCAGAUGUGCUCCAGACCACCUUGACAAAUGAUUUGAGUAAUCGGAUCACAAUGUGUCUUGGUGUUCAUUUACACUUGCAUUUAGCGCUGUCUACUUAUGAUCUGAUCGGCCAGGAUGCAUAUUUAAACAAAGUGUAAAGAGGACCUGUGUAUUGGCAUUUUUUUGUACGUAUUUAAGAUGUGUGUGUGUUGGGCAUUUUGCGUUUCGUUUUUAUAUUUUGGAUUAAUAAAAGUGUUUUACCAUAUAA